AUGUCGCUGACCUUUUCAAAUCAACCCCCCGCUGAGCGGGUGCCCUACGCUAUCCCUCAACUCGAGGGCGAGCGCAUCACCAUUCCCGGUAGCAAGGGCGUGUUCCGCAUUCUGACUUCCUCCAAGCAGACCAAUGGUCUCAUGGCGGUCUUCCAGAGUGGUGCAACAAUUUCCGAUGCGCCUGGUUUCCACUACCAUGAGAAGGCCCACGAUGUCUUCUUGGUCACAAAGGGCUAUCUAAAGUUGUGGAACGGUCCUCAGUGCCGCAUCCUUGGCCCCGGCGACUUUGCCUAUAUCCCUCCAACUGUCAUUCACAAUCCCGAAAUGAUCGGCCCACACACUGAACUUCAGGGUCUGAUCACCCCUGGUGACUGGGUGGACUUCUUCCGUUACGUCUCCGAGCCCUACGAGGGUAUCCUGGUGCCCGAGACAGACAACCGCGAUCUCAAGUCCCUCUUGAUUCCCAAAGUCAUGGCCGCCAAGGGCAAAUUCGAUGUCGUCUUCCAGCCCCACUACGUCCCGCCCGAGGUCAGCGACUGGACCAAGGAGGAUGAGAAGCUGCCUGAGGGUAACCAGGGCUACUUCCUGCGCGCCAACACUGGUCCUCGCUGGAUGCUGGGUGGUGUCAUGUCUCGGCCAUUUGUUACGACGAAACAGAGCACUGGUGUUUGUGCGAUCUCUAGUAUCGAGUCUUCCAAGGAUUAUGGGGAGACCGUCUUUUCCAAGUAUAUGACUUUUGCCUCUGUGGACCACUGUCUCUGUGUGAUGGAGGGUGCUCUCAAGGUCAGCCUGCAAGGCGCGGGCGAGACUAUUUUUCGUGAGGGCGAGACCGUGGUGAUUCCUGCCGGUCAGGCUUUCUCGCUGGGCUUUGAGAGCAAAUAUGUCAAGGUCCACUCCUUUGCCGAUGGCGAUGGUAUCGAGUCUCUGAUCCACGAGGCUGGCAAGCAGAUUGAGGAAGUUGUGCUGCCCGACCAGGCCCCCGAGUGGGAUUCAUCAAAGCUGCCCUUGGUGGCGGAUGCUCUUAAGAUUACUUUUUAA
Molecule: messenger RNA, 1038 nt
Organism: Penicillium daleae
Lineage: Eukaryota; Fungi; Ascomycota; Eurotiomycetes; Eurotiales; Aspergillaceae
Product: cupin domain-containing protein
Exons: 2
Coding region: 1-1038 (345 amino acids)
Source: RefSeq, a predicted model, not a curated record